This is a messenger RNA of Spirometra erinaceieuropaei, 456 nucleotides long. Lineage: Eukaryota; Metazoa; Platyhelminthes; Cestoda; Diphyllobothriidea; Diphyllobothriidae. The record is from the annotation of a GenBank genome assembly.
AUGGAAGCUAUAGUAGAGAACGCUAUACAGCAAUUUUGUGAAGAAAACAACAUCUUGCUGGAUUUUCAACAUGGCUUCAGGAGAGGACGUUCCUGCCUCUCAAAUCUGCUAGCUUGUCUGGAGAUCUGGACCAGAGCUCUAGAAGAGGGUUUUGAGGUCGAUGUCGUAUACAUCGAUUUCCGCAAGGCUUUUGACACUGUCCCGCACCAACGUCUUCUUCACAAAUUGAGCGCCAUCGGCAUCCGGGGAGAUCUUCUGAACUGGAUUCGGCCGUUUCUGGUUGGUCGGAAACAACGUGUCUGUGUCGGGGAUGAUAUGUCAGAAUGGGUGAAUGUGACCAGUGGUGUGCCUCAAGGCUCAGUUCUGGGACCAUUGCUCUUCAUCCUUCAUGUUAACGACAGCCUUCAGGAACUCGACUGCGGCAAAAUAGUGUUUGCAGACGACGUUAAGCUCUGA